Messenger RNA from Anopheles bellator, 670 nucleotides. Its product is annotated as peptidyl-prolyl cis-trans isomerase-like 3. Gene Ontology annotation, molecular function: peptidyl-prolyl cis-trans isomerase activity. Gene Ontology annotation, cellular component: catalytic step 2 spliceosome. Lineage: Eukaryota; Metazoa; Arthropoda; Insecta; Diptera; Culicidae. The transcript is spliced from 3 exons. Gene Ontology annotation, biological process: protein folding; protein peptidyl-prolyl isomerization. The record is from RefSeq and is a predicted model, not a curated record. Bases 40 to 525 code for a protein of 161 amino acids.
AAACAACUUUACUGAUCAGGCGAAACGAGAGACAUUAAAAUGAGUGUGACAUUACACACAGAUGUUGGCGACAUAAAAAUCGAACUUUUCUGUGAUGAUUGCCCCAAAACCUGCAAAAACUUUUUAGCACUAUGCGCCAGCGAUUACUACAAUGGUAGUUUGUUCCAUAGAAACAUAAAAGGCUUCAUUGUUCAGACUGGCGAUCCGACUGGAACGGGAAAAGGCGGUCAAUCGAUAUGGGGCAGGAAGUUUGAAGAUGAGUUCAAAGAAAGUAUAAAACACAACGACCGUGGCAUGGUAUCGAUGGCCAACAGUGGCCCAAACACCAAUGGAAGCCAGUUUUUCUUCUCCUACGCACCUCAGCCAGCGCUUGACCUCAAAUACACGCUAUUCGGAAAAGUUAUUGAUGGAUUCGAAGCAUUGGAUGAACUGGAAAAACUUACCGUGAAUCCCAAAACAUAUCGACCGAUAGUGGAGAAAAAAAUCAAUAGUAUUACAAUACAUGCGAACCCGCUGGCAGGAUAAUUCCGAUGUUUUAAUUUCAGUUCACGAGACAAUGCAUAAACAUAAAUGUUUCUUUCUAAAGUAUUCAAUAUUUUCGUUUAUUUAUUUUACGUAUCUAUAUCUGGCACACGUAGCCGUAAUUCGGAGCGUAAAAACGUCAGCUAAG